AAGAGCAAGUGUUAGUAUGGAUUUUCCAUGCACGACAUCGAUCCCCAUUAAUUAUUUCAUCUUUUUCAUCUCUCUUUUUUUUCUCUCUCUCUCAUCACUUAUAGAGUCUCAUCUCCUAAUUUAAAGUUCAAAAACUUAUUAGAAGAAUAUAUAUAUAACAAUGGUGUCUAAAGUGGAAGAAGCCACGAAGAAGAGACAAUUGGCUCAACAAGAUCAGCAGCAGCACCAGAAGCAGAUGCAGUGUAACAAAGGAAAAGUUGUCAAGUUCAAGAGAAGCAGCUCUAAUCUUGAAGACGACGGCGUUUCAUCGGCCAUUCUCUUGCUUGCUUGCAUAGCUUGUACUCCUUCAUAUCCUUAUUAAUUAAUUAGAAUUAGAAAUACAUAUAGUUCUAUAAUUAAUUAAGUGAUGUUUUAGCUAGAAAAGUACUACUUAUUGUCAGUUUUUCCUCUUUAUAUAUAUGUACUCUUUAUUAUUAGCAUGUAGUAAUACUAUGAUCAUAAGUAUUUUCAUUAUUAUCUAUAGUAUCCAAACUCUUUUUUUUUUCUUCUUGUUGUAUGUGUUUGAAUUUACGUAACCACAUUCGUAAUUUUUCUUAUUCACUCAAUAUAAUUUGAUUAUAUUAAAAUGUA
Molecule: messenger RNA, 630 nt
Organism: Humulus lupulus (European hop)
Lineage: Eukaryota; Viridiplantae; Streptophyta; Magnoliopsida; Rosales; Cannabaceae
Exons: 1
Coding region: 161-361 (66 amino acids)
Source: RefSeq, a predicted model, not a curated record